AUGCCAUUUAAAGGAAUUGUAUCUUGGGUGACAAACGCCUUUAGCGUAAUCCCGCUACCAUCUUUCAACGGCAUAGCUGGAACGCUGGAAAUCCUGAACAUAACCAACACGGCCAUUCGCCAGGUUCCCAAUGCCAUCAAGAAUCUUCAGGCCCUGAAGAAGCUUUACCUUGGGUCGAACCACAUCACCGCCAGCAACGUGGGCAACGACGUAUUCGACGGCAUCAUUUCCACCUUAGAGUUGCUGUCUUUCGACAACUGUUACCUGACCCAUGUUCCGCCAGCCGUCGUCAGACUGAGGACGCUGCGGAUGCUGAACCUCACCGCCAACCACCUGCACGUCCUGGACCAGUACCAGUUCAGCAAGAUGGCGGCACUCCGAUAUCUCGUCCUGAACGAGAAUCUCAUCAGCGUUAUCAAGCACCUGGCGUUCUCCGGACUCGGCAACCUGACGAAACUCUGGUUGUCGCGGUGCGCGCUGCAGUACGUCCCGAGCGGUGCCCUCGGCCAGCCGCCGAAUCUGGAACUGGUGGAUCUGUCCUACAACAGAAUAACACAGCUCGUGGACGACAGCUUCCCUAACAUGAACUCUCUCAAAGACCUGUCUCUGUCCGGAAACCCGCUCACCAACAUAUCCAAGCUCGCCUUCCGUGGGCUGGCGACAAUGGACAGACUGCACAUGGACGACUGUGGGCUUGGCAGAGUGCCGAAGGCUAUCCAGUAUGCGUAUGGUCUGCACAACGUGGAUCUCUACAACAACAACAUCACCUGCGACUGCAGUCUCAAGUGGAUUGCCAACUGGCGGGCGUCUGUCGGUCUCAUACCACACAUCCAGAGUGUAUGCCACGGACCAAACGACGAUCUCGAUAUGUAUAUUAGAUACGAUCUAAAACACUGCCCAUAAAGCAAAUUAAUA
Gigantopelta aegis is the source of this 915-nucleotide messenger RNA. Its product is annotated as leucine-rich repeat and immunoglobulin-like domain-containing nogo receptor-interacting protein 1. The record is from RefSeq and is a predicted model, not a curated record. NCBI's taxonomy places the organism in Eukaryota, Metazoa, Mollusca, Gastropoda, Neomphalida, Peltospiridae. The transcript is spliced from 2 exons. Gene Ontology annotation, molecular function: protein binding. Bases 1 to 903 code for a protein of 300 amino acids.